This is a messenger RNA of Loa loa (African eye worm), 281 nucleotides long. RefSeq lists its product as hypothetical. The transcript has 2 exons. Lineage: Eukaryota; Metazoa; Nematoda; Chromadorea; Rhabditida; Onchocercidae. The annotation marks the transcript as partial. The record is from RefSeq and is a predicted model, not a curated record.
AUGAUUGAAGCAGUUGGGCAUGAAUAUUUACCACAAUUUUUUGAAAUUUUACGCGAUCGAUUACGUCCUGGUGGUAAAGCAUUCUUACAGGCAAUAAUAUAUCCUGAAUUAAAUUACAAACGAUAUCGUCAUUCGAGUGAUUUUAUCAAAAAAUAUAUCUUUCCGGGUGGACAUUUGCCAUCUGAGCAAGCAAUUCGAGAAGCAUUACCGCCAGAAUUGUCAAUUACAAAAAUUAUCCAUAUUGGACAACAUUAUGCGCCAACAUUAGAUUUAUGGUAUUG